Solea senegalensis (Senegalese sole) is the source of this 1526-nucleotide messenger RNA. RefSeq names its product keratin, type I cytoskeletal 13-like. The coding region runs from base 67 to 1464 and encodes 465 amino acids. Gene Ontology annotation, molecular function: structural molecule activity. The transcript has 7 exons. The record is from RefSeq and is a predicted model, not a curated record. Lineage: Eukaryota; Metazoa; Chordata; Actinopteri; Pleuronectiformes; Soleidae.
GCCACUUUCUCCGCUCCGGCUGAAGCAGAAACACCUCCUCCUUUUCCUUCAUCACCACAGACAGACAUGUCCAGGAUGCGUGUGUUUGGUGGUAGUGGCGGUGGUGCCUACAUGAACAGCAGCAUGUCCAUGCACGGUGGGUCUGGGGGCUCAAACGUCCGAAUCUCUUCAGGCGGCUCCUCCAUGUCCAUGUAUGGUAGUGGUGGUGGUGGUGGCGGCAGCAGUGGAGGUGGAUAUGGCUACAGCUUUGGCGGUGGAGCAGGGUUCUGUGGUACUGAAGAUAUGGACAUCUCCACCAACGAGAAGGCCACCAUGCAGAACCUGAACGACCGCUUGGCCACGUACCUGGAGAAAGUCCGAAAGCUGGAGGCGGCCAACGGCGAGCUGGAGCUGAGGAUCCGACAGUUCAUGGAGAGCAAGACCUCGCCUUCGGCCCGGGACUACAGCGCCUACUACGCCACCAUCGCUGAGCUGCAGGAAAAGAUCCAGGAGGCAACAAGAGUCAAUGGUGCCAUCUACCUGUCCAUCGACAACGCCAAACUGGCCGCAGACGACUUUAGGGUCAAGUGGGAGAGCGAGCUGGCCAUGCGUCAGUCGGUGGAGGCGGACAUCGCGGGUCUGAGGAGAGUUCUGGACGAACUGACGCUGUCCAAGAGCGACCUGGAGAUGCAGAUCGAAGGCCUGAAGGAGGAGCUGAUCUUCCUGAAGAGGAACCACGAGGAGGAGCUGCUGUCGUCGCGGUCUCAGAUGAGCGGUCAGGUGAAUGUGGAGGUGGACGCCGCUCCUCAGGAGGACCUCAACAAGGUCCUGGAGGAGAUCAGGGACCACUAUGAGGCUGUCGCCGCCAAGAACCGCAAAGAACUGGAGAUGUGGUUUAACAGUAAGACAGAAUCACUGAACCAAGAGAUCAGUGCCAGCACAGAGACCAUUCAGACGUCCACGUCAGAACUCAAGGACCUGAAGCGAACGUUGCAGGGUCUGGAGAUCGAGUUGCAGUCCCAGCUCAGCAUGAAAGCCGGAUUGGAGGGAACCCUGGCCGAGACGCAGAACCGCUAUGGCAUGCAGCUGUCGGGCUUCCAGAACCAGGUGACCAUGAUGGAGGAGCAGCUGGUGCACCUGAAGGGCGACCUGGAGCGACAGUCCCAGGAUUACCAGAUGUUGCUGGACAUCAAGACCAGACUGGAGAUGGAGAUCGCCGAGUACAGGAGGCUGCUGGACGGAGAGGGCGGCGGCGGAGGUGGCGGCGGCAGCGGCACUGGCUUCUCCAACUCCUCCUCCGGCAUGUCCUCCGGCAUGUCCUCCGGCAUGUCAACCGACAUGUCCUCCUCCAACUCGUCCUCCUCCACCAAACUCACCGCCCCCAUCUGCACCACCAAAACCAAGCAGAGGAUCGUCACAAUGGUGGAGGAGAUCGUAGAUGGAGUGGUGGUGAGCACCAAGGAGAUAGUCCAGGAUGCCGAAUGAGCACCAACAGGGGGCGCACUCACUGCUCCUACAAAGAAAUAAAGAUGGAAAUGAAAGUUAAA